Didymella exigua CBS 183.55 is the source of this 846-nucleotide messenger RNA. RefSeq names its product NAD(P)-binding protein. The transcript has a single exon. The record is from RefSeq and is a predicted model, not a curated record. NCBI's taxonomy places the organism in Eukaryota, Fungi, Ascomycota, Dothideomycetes, Pleosporales, Didymellaceae. Gene Ontology annotation, molecular function: oxidoreductase activity. The coding region runs from base 1 to 846 and encodes 281 amino acids.
AUGGCAUUCCAGGCACCACCAAAGAACAUCGUCGUGAGCGGCGGAGCUCGUGGCAUUGGGCGAGCCAUGUCACGCAUGUUUCUCGAAGCCGGCCACCACGUCUUCAUCCUAGACAUUGACGAAGAAGAACUCACCCACACCACCAAAGUACACCUGAAGAAGUACUACGAAGAGGAGAAAGUUGAGUCUGCGAUCUGCAACCUGCGAGACGUAGAAGACAUCCGCAAUAAAGUCGUCACAGCAGCGGAGAAGUUCUUUGAUAGCCGCAUCGACGUGCUCAUCAACAAUGGCGGCAUUGCGAGCCCACAGUGGAGAGAUGGCAAGACUAUGGAGGACAAGAGCAGCUGGAACGAGUGGCAGGCGUACAUAGAGACGAACCUGAGCGGCCCGUUUGCGAUGAGCCAGGCAUGCAUCCCGUACAUGAAGGCGCGCGCUCACGAUCGUGAGAAUGGUGCUCAUAAAGAGCAGGGUGCCGGACCGUGUAUCAUCCACAUUGGCAGUUUCCGCGCACAUCAGUCUGAUCCCAACCAGGAGGGGUACGCUUCGAGUAAGGCGGGUCUAUUGGGCCUGAUGCACUCGAUGGCGAUCAGUCUCAGCGCUCUCGGCAUCCGUGUGAAUCUGGUAGCACCAGGCAGGAUCAAGGUGGCGCACGAGUGCAAGGAGGGGGAUAAAGCUGGAACGAACUGGGAGGAGCAGAUUCUCGAGAAGGACAUCGACGAUCACCCAACGAAUCGCGCUGGAAGGCCGAAGGACGUGAUCGACGCGUGCUUGUGGUUGAUCGAGGCUGGUUUCGUGACCGGCCAAGAUAUCACCGUGGACGGAGGAGCUCUGAAGAAGAAGAACUGA